Messenger RNA from Seriola aureovittata, 1432 nucleotides. RefSeq names its product lysophosphatidic acid receptor 6-like. Gene Ontology annotation, cellular component: membrane. The transcript has a single exon. Gene Ontology annotation, molecular function: lysophosphatidic acid receptor activity. The coding region runs from base 120 to 992 and encodes 290 amino acids. Lineage: Eukaryota; Metazoa; Chordata; Actinopteri; Carangiformes; Carangidae. The record is from RefSeq and is a predicted model, not a curated record. Gene Ontology annotation, biological process: positive regulation of Rho protein signal transduction; phospholipase C-activating G protein-coupled receptor signaling pathway.
ACAACCUUUGUUCUGAGUGAUACUGCUGUGCCUGAUUGACAGAGAGGAGGGGUGAUCGUGGUUUCUGUCACGGUAACAUUCACUCGCCUGCACUUUUGCAUUUCUCACAGACGCAAAACAUGUGCAACUUCACGCUGAAAGAAAAUGGAACAGCACCUGAAAUGAAGAACACGGUGUACACUCUGGUGUUUGGAUCCGUCAUGGUGCUGGGUCUGCCUCUCAAUGCCGUGUCACUGUGGAUCCUGCUCCGCCGCCACAGCCUCAAUUCCCCCAGCGCCGUCUUCAUGGUCAACUUGGCAAUCUCAGACCUGCUGCUCGUCAUCUCCUUGCCCAUGAGGGUCUACUUUUAUGCCACGGGCACAUGGCCGCUGGGCAGCAUGGCCUGCAUCUGGAUCACGAUGAUCUUUCGCAACAACAUCCGCUCCAGUGCUAUCUUCAUCACCUUCAUCAGUAUGGACCGGCUGCUUGCUGUGGUUUUCCCUUUGAGGUCACGCCAUCUGCGAUCCCCGUCCAACGCCUGGAAAGCUGUUUCGUUCAUCUGGGUGUUUGUGCUGGUGAUGAACAUCCCGGAGAGCGUGUUCUUUAAGAGAUUUCUGGACAACAACAACGUCACAACCUGUUUUGAAUUUCAGGCUCAAAUUAAAUCUCCACUUAAGUAUUUCCAGUCUAUGUUAGUGUUCAUCUUGCUGGUGGUCAACAUUGUGUGCACGGCUCUGGUGUCCUGGACUCUAAACAGGCGUCUGAACGAAUCUGCAAGAAUCAGCAACAAUGUGAAUGUCAUGCUGAUUUUCGCCAUGAACUUGAUGAUGUUCAUCAUAUUUUUCUUCCCCAUAUCAAUAGUUUUUAUGGUUGAAAACUGGAGAUCUUAUUUGAUGCCACUGUUAUGCCUUGCCAGUGUGAACUGCUGCCUGGAUCCGCUGUUGUAUUACUUUUCUUUUGAUGGCUUCUGGAAGAGACAAGAGGAUGUGGACAGCUCUCUUGCAAGAGAAUAGUUUGUGAUGACAAUACACAGAGUAAGCUGGCAUUAAUAAAUUAAUACUAUUUAAAUAGAUUAUGCAUUAUUUUUUGUGUGUUUGAAUAUGCAAUAUAAAGAUAACAAAUGGAAAACUGAACAAUGUAUAUUUUAUAAAAUAUAAACAGUUUUUAUUCUUCAUGAAGUUUAUUCAUAAAGUUUACAGUUCAAAUAUGAAUCACUGGAAAUCUUUUUUUAUCUGAUAUGAUUAAAGUGCAACUUUCAGUGGUAGUUGUUUUUUCCCUCCAUUUGUGACACAGAUCUGAAACAUCACAUCUGUGAACAGCAGACGCUGAACAUGUAAACCACAUUUUCUUUUUCUCUUUUUUUCUGUUCCCAUCUGAGCUUCAAAAAUCAGUCAACAAAGUCGGGUCGUCAGACAUCUUGGCAGCUUGUGUUAAAUAAAAAUAUGAAAACUUU